This is a messenger RNA of Porites evermanni, 3924 nucleotides long. NCBI's taxonomy places the organism in Eukaryota, Metazoa, Cnidaria, Anthozoa, Scleractinia, Poritidae. The record is from the annotation of a GenBank genome assembly.
AUGAAGGAGAUAUUUGCUCAGCUUUAUAAUAAAACUUGGAGAGGUGCUGAUGUAAGUAUAACUUAAACUUGAAGCGGACGUGCUAACACACACUAUAAUUCAAAAAGAGCGGGGGAAGUUUCCCCAUUAGUGUAGUCUCUUCACAUAUCACAUAUAUCAUACAGUAGCGCAGGGAACAGAGAAGUUAUUUGUGACCUUGAUUGAAGUGAAAUUUUUCAGCUAUAAAUAUUGGGAUUCGCCUUUGUUUACUGUAGAAUCGAAUAUGAACUUGAGCGAUCCUGUUACAGACCUGAUAAAAUAAUAUCCAGUGGUCGGUUAGUCUGGGGAGGAGCGUUGCGUGACGACUCAAAAACGGCUGUGUAGCAGACUACUGGUCGGUGGGAACGAGCGUCGCCCGAAGGACGACGCAUUCAGCUUUCCGAGCGAGGCACGAUCUUGGCGUGUUCAGUUCUGCGGUAUAUAUGUUUUUUAACACGGUUUAUAGCAGCAUCUUACAACGGUUUGAUCAGUCAUGUUCAUAUUCGAUUCUACAGUAACAAAAGGCGAAUCGCGCUGUUAGGUGGAAAAUUUAACUGCAAUAAAGAGGAGAAGCCGUUGCGUCACGUUGCCAUGGAAGCAUUAUAUUACUGAAAAAGUGAAUUCGCACUGUUUCGAACUUCAUCGAUCUUAUUCAGUUUCAUUUAAUUUGUGAAAUAUUGACGAAACUUUUUAGGGUUGAAUCCGAAAUGAAAGAAGAAGAAAAUGUUGGUUUUGUGUUCACCUACUCCAUAAAGCAGGAGGUCUCACGUCGUAGUCGUGCAGUGAUGGCUACGAAAUGUAGCCUGUACACAGUCGUUGUUUUAUUUUUCUUUUCGUUCUUUUCAAAAACAUCGCCGAGCGCGCGAGAACGAGCGGCGGCGGUCAAUAAAUCCCCUGCGGUUUAUAUUUUAUCACGCGCGCUCGACGGACUUUGAAGAGAAAAUAGACGGUCUGUGAACUGGUUGAAGAAAUGUGCAAAAAAGCGUGAUGCACUUGCAAAGUUGUUGUUUUGCUCAUAUAAAUCUAUUACUUUUUGCCGAUCUCGUUGCCGUCGCCAUCGUCCUCGCUUAAACCCCCUAUAAACCUCUUCAGCUUGUAUGUUUUGUUUUCCCAAAAGAGGUCCCAGGGGAACUGGACCCUUUGUCUUUUCAUAAAUAAUGCGUAGAUAUGCACGUGAAUAAAACGAAAUUUGAAAGAAACAGUUCUCUAGAGUAUUAUCACAUGACCUGCAUAGGUAAAACAAAACAUACCAGCUAAAGAGGUCUAUUGUUGUGAUCCAGACGUUUGCUACCAUGGUAACGAGACGUCACACUUCUCCUCUCUAUCAAGGUCACAAAUAACUCCUCUGCUCCCUGUGACAGUAGCUCACAACUGGACCUACAGCGGAUCGAAGCGACUGGUACCUUUGUAUGCUGACGUCUCAGCUUACGGUACAGAUAUGAUGUACAGAGGACACCUACUGUUGUCCUCUAGCUGGCCGCGACAUUAAUUACUUUACAAGGAGCUUUAGAUUUGAGGAAGAGGACAACUACGAGUACGAAAUUUAACUUAAGGUUUUUUUCGCGUAUUCUCGAAAAAAAAUCAACCCGGAAAGCUUCAUUGUACUAUUUUUCACCUGAAAAUUAGUGCAGUUAUUUUUAUUGGAGAGGAUUUAGCCCUUUCCAGGCUGCAAAAUGAUUAAACUUCUAAUAUUUGAUAACUUGUUCCUACCACUAAGACAUUCUCGCUAAAACUUGUAGUAGAAUGACGACAGCUACCACCGAUUUCGUCCGUAAGGGUAGCAAUUUGGUUACGUUCCCUGAAUUUAUAAAAUACUUCUCUAAUCCUGAGAGAAGGCGCGAUCAUCAUUGGCGUCAAUACGAUAAAAUCUGUCAUCCCUGCCUUGUUAAGUAUGACUUUAUCGGUAAGCUGGAGAAUUUUUCAGAGGACGGCCCAUCCCUUCUAAGAAUGGGAGGACUCAGUGACAAAGCUGCUUUCCCGCCAAUUCACCAACAUACAAGUGGUGAUGAGGUUCUGAAUAAUUACUUUCAGAUACCACCUGACGACAUCAAGAAGAUUGGAGAACUGUAUUUUAGCGAUUUUGCGAUGUUUGGAUACGAGUACCUGGGCCCUGUGAAGUCAGUUCUAAAAAACGCCAAUGACCAUUCUUAAGUCUCCAUCACGAAAUGACAUGGUAAACGUGACAGUUAACAAGUGUAACAACUAAGAGAACCAAAACAUGACAAAAUACUACAGUAGAUUGAUCUGCAAAAAAUAUAAUAAACAAAUAGAGCAUAAACAUAUUUCAUAAAAACACACGGCAGAAUAACAAACAAACAACUUGAUCAAACAAAGCAAGUAUGGUUCUAUGAAUUUUUCGCUCAAAUACAGAGUUAUCUCCAUAAUUCAGAAGUUAUUACUCGGACCUGGUGAUUAAACUGAUGAACUCCGAAGAUAUUUAUCUUAAUUUCAUUGUCGGCGAAUUUCUGUAAUCGUCCAUCGUUCUGCUAGUGAGAAGCGAGCCGUUGUUCACUCGUCUUGAUUGUUUGGGGCUGAGUCUUAUUCCGGUCAAAGAGAGAGAAAGAGUGUUUGGCAAGGUUUCCAAUCAAAGAUUUGUGAACUCGUGUCUGGCAAACUCUCCAAGUGUUUAUAUAUACCAGUAAUCGGCUCCUGUAUAUACACAGUUAUACGCACCUUAUAACUUCUUCUGCGCUUAACGAAAAAAUUUUUUGCUUUCCUUAUCAAAACACUGUAUAGAUUCUAUUAAGCAAAUAAGAAAAAUUCUGUCAUAUGCACUUUAAACUUUUGGUCCGUAACUUUCACUGAAACAACUGCUCCACAGAAUGUCACUGAUAACACGUAACGCAAAAGAGUGUCGAAGUAUGACAGCACAAUAAAUGUCACAAAAUCUACCUAAGCGGUCCCUUGGUAGCCUGCGUGGCAGGCGUUUGAAAGGGAAGGGAAAGAGAGAAACGCGAAACGCAAAAUGCCAUUUCGUACUUGCGGGCGCAAACAAUAGAAACGUCAUCAUUACCUACCGAUUCCUCGCGGCCCCUGUUCAAGCAAUCGAGAUUUUUUCUAUAUUGACUGUAUGACUGUAUAUUUCAACUGUAAGUACUUUCCUUUAUAUACGCGCGAGUUACUAGAGUGCCUCCUCGGGAUUUCGCCUUCUGGGCGAAAUCCCUGCGGGGGCAAUCAUUCUUAUCAGGAGCCGAUUAAGUAAUCGGCUCCUGUUAUUAUUAUUUAUUUUUGUUUUUGUUUUUAUUUUACGUACCUCUUACAAUUACUGUAAUCAAUUAUAGUCAUGCAAAUAAAGGUUAUUGUUGUUAGGAACCCCAUUGACACCAUCAUAUUAUCCUCUAUAUAAUUGCACAGAAGAACAAAGGGCGAUACGUUUGAAGACUUACUUUGUUCAUGAGAAUGAACUAUAUUCAAAAAUUGUACACAAAAUCUUAGCUACGAAUUUCACAAUUUGACCGAAUUCAAAUUCACAAAAAUACUAUCAAGCGAAUUCAAAAACUAUUAAUCGAAUAAACGAAAAUUGUCUCUCUGUCCAAGUCCUUCCAAGUUCUAAACUGUUCUCACUUAUAUUUUUUAACAAUAGAGUUGUUAAUCUCGGUCCAUGCAAAUUUCCAUCACACUUCAUCCAAUCAGGGCUCGAAUGAGUCCCUUAACGCACGAAUGUUCUCACCACCAUCGCUAAAUCAUUAGUCCUUUUGUCCAUACUUCAAGUUCCUCUGGCCUCGUUAUUACAUCUCUAAUGGAGAGAAUGUGGUUACUUUCCUUGAAUUUAUAAAACACUACUCUCACUAUAGAAUGCGCGAUCACCAUUGGCGUCAAUACGAGAAAAUCUGCCAUCCCUGCUUGUUAAUUAUGACUUCAUUGGUAAGCUGGAGACUUUGUCAGAGGACGAUCCAUCUCUACUAA